AUGGCCGAGAAACGGGCUGAAGCCGCCGCUAUGAUACAGAGGGCACAUAACAAGGCUGCUGCUGAGGUCACAGGCCAGAAGCUGGGUGACAGCCAAAACAGCGAUCAUCGAGGUUAUAUCGGCGGUUCGAUCUCCCUAUCCGACAUCAUCCACUUCCGAUGCCGCGACUACCACUGCAAGUGCCGUACCGGUGUAAUGCAUCUCGGUCGAUUCUUGGCUCCUGUACACGAUCAGCGUACGGUUCGUAAGCACGCCGGCGAGCGUUGUCUUGUGUUUGUUAAGAUUCAGCGACUGGUCGAUAAAGCGGAUGUCCCAGGAGGUCUGCAAGCCGGGAACGAAGUCCUUGUCCGCGUGGAGGAUGAAAAUGUCGGACCCAGUCGAUAUAUACUCGCCUAUGGCAGUGCGAAUGGUCCCAACCCUCGCUCACCCGAAUAA
Messenger RNA from Zymoseptoria tritici IPO323, 435 nucleotides. RefSeq lists its product as uncharacterized. The coding region runs from base 1 to 435 and encodes 144 amino acids. The transcript has a single exon. The record is from RefSeq and is a predicted model, not a curated record. Lineage: Eukaryota; Fungi; Ascomycota; Dothideomycetes; Mycosphaerellales; Mycosphaerellaceae.